AUGGCUCUCAACAAUGCUCAGUUGCAUCCUGCAACAAUUUUCAACAACCAAGGCUUCCACAAUGCUGCCACCUACUCCAGAUACCUUCGCAUGUUUCGAGAUCGUCCCAUUUACCCUUCCUUUUCAAUUCACCCCUCUGGGUUGUCCAAAUAUGACAUGAAUAUUCCUUCUCUUCUUGAUGGUCUCGGCUGGAGCUCUUUGGUUGAGAACAUGCAUUUCAGUCACUGUCCUGAGGUAGUGCGUCUGUUCUAUGUCAAUCUAAAAUAUGGCCCUGGCUAUGAUCUGUCCUUUUUCACUGCUUACGUGUUGAAUUAUGAGAUCACAGUCACUCCCACUCUCCUAGCCGCCAUGCUCAAUUGUCCUCACUCAAGACUUAAGGCUCACACAUAUGGUGUCCUACCUCGUGAUCUUUCCAACACUGACAUCCUUCACUCCUCUGAUCUCUGGAUCAUAUCUAGUGCCAAGGCCAGUCGAUCUAUCACCUAUGCGUCUCUAAUGUUUCAUCACAUGAUCAAGUUUGGUCUUGAAUACUUUAGUGGCCCACUACCCUUCGGGCCUCAGAUCACCAAACUCCUUUAUCGGCUCGACAUUGACCUGCGAGACAAGGUCAUUGUCUGCAAUGUCUUGGACGAUUUAUGUCCACAACACGUUUUGGCCAAACUGGAUGCUCUCUUUGGCGCCCGUAAGCUUGUCACUGGCUCAGGGGGAGUCAUGAUCAGUCUUAAAUCUUAUCAGUCUGAAAGACUAGUUGAUGCUCUUGUUGAUGCAGCCAUGGCAGUCAAUGAUCCAAUGACUUCUGACUCAGAAUUUGAUAAUGAAGAUGGCAUCUCGGAGCAUGAGUCACCUCUAGAAUAUCAGUUCUAG
Linum trigynum is the source of this 864-nucleotide messenger RNA. NCBI's taxonomy places the organism in Eukaryota, Viridiplantae, Streptophyta, Magnoliopsida, Malpighiales, Linaceae. The record is from the annotation of a GenBank genome assembly.